CCCAGGAAUUAAUCCUCCAUGUUUUAUCUAGAAAUUAAAGUAGUGAUUACUAUGACGGAACAAUACUUUCCAUCGGUUUAUUCAUAACAACUUGCUCAUCUCAUCAUGUCGGAAAAAGUUACGUGAAACUUGAGAAAUUAUUAGAACUACAAAGUAAAAUUUAAUUAAAAUAGGCUUAUAUAAAUUAAUUAUAUGUUACAUACAUAUAAAGAUAUCCUUUACUUUUUCUUCAAUUGUGCAACGAAAUUAAUCGGCGCGAAAAUGACACGUAAAGAACCGAAACUUUGUAAACAUUUAUGAUGAUGCUUACUAACUAAAAAUAUUCUAUAAAUAUUUCACCUGCCUAAAUGGUCGAGAACAGAAGAAUAAUGGAUUUGAAUUGUUAAAGAAUGACGUAUCAGAUGCUUUGAUAAAUAUAGUAUUUGUGGUAUUUGGAAGAAAAUGAAAUUCUAACACAAACGAAGAUUCAAUUACAAUUUCUGAUUCGUGUAUGUAAAGUGAAAAAUAUACUGCAUUUAUAUUUUUAUAAAAAUAUUUUUUUUGUACAAUGGAUUCUGAGGGUUCUGUUAUAUUGGAAUCAUGCGGAGAACAUUCAAUUUUAAUUCAAACAGUAAAAGACAUGGUUAAUGUAAAUACACAUACUGAAUUACAAAGUGAGGAAGGAGGAUUUUUUGUAGUAACAGAUGUUCAAGAUGAACAACAAAAUGUGAUAGAAGUUUCAAAUGAGCAAUCAACAGUAGGACAGUCUGAUGUACAACUUUCGUGGUCUAAUUUAUGUAGAAUAUGUGCAAAUGUCAAUGAUCAUUUAAUCCCAAUAUUUGAAGGAGAAGGUCUACAACAUGACUUAUGCAAUAAAAUACAUAAAUAUUUACCAAUAUGUGUAUCUGAAAAUGAUGCACUUCCAUUACAAUUAUGUUACCAUUGUGCUGCUACAUUAUUAGCAUGGCAUGAACUAUUAGAAGGAUGUCUGAAUGCAGAAAGAAGAUUAUUAGAAAUGCAAGAUGCUUUGCAAGAAAAACAGGGUAUAGAAGGAUUAGAAACUUCUACACAGGAUACAACAUCUGCAUCUAAUGUGACAGAAUCACUUCAUCAACAGCAAGAAACUGUAAAGGAUGAAGUCUCUGGAAAUUCAGCUGUUAAUGAUUCAGACAGGUUUGGUCUACUUCAGAAGAAAUCCUUCACGACAUAUUGCUCAUGGCAGCAAGCGAAUGAGAUGAAUUCUAAAGAAAGUAUAAAAGAAAAAAUUAAUGAUGACAGUGAUCAUUCAUUUGAAAGUUAUUACAAUACAGAUUUAAACAUGACAGAAAUGGUGAAAGUAAUGCUACCUUCUUUGAGAGAAAUAAAAAAUCAAUAUACGUGCAAACACUGUCGACGAAUUUUUGAAAGAAAAUACCACUUAUCCCGACAUAUACUGCAAUGUAAAACUGGCAGCUUCACUGAACGCACUAUAUCAAAUGCGAAAGAUGUAGAUGAAACAGAAGAUAAAGAUAUGAAAAACGAAAAUCGAAAAGGUCUAAGAUUGUUCCAAAAAUAUAAAAAGAAUAAAGUUGAAACGUAUCCAUGCAUAUAUUGCGAUUAUACAGUCAAACAAAAAAAAUUGCUCGAACUACAUUUGUUGGAAUCGCAUUCAGAGUUUAGCAGAAAGAAGGACAAAAAAUUAAAAUGUGCCGAUCGAGAAAUGGUUAUGCGCGCCAAAAUGGAAAUCGAUGGAAAAGUUUAUUAUCAUUGUAACGAAUGUGGUAAAAAUCUUUAUUCGCCGUAUACGUUCUUCUGGCAUGUGCGUAUACAUACUGGAGAACGACCAUAUACUUGUCAUCUUUGUGGCAAACAGUUUCGUAUAAAUCAAGGACUAGCGAGACACUUACGAGAUACGCAUGCAGGCAUAAAAAAUUUUCCAUGUGACAUAUGCGGUCGAAUGUUUUCGACAAAACGUAGCGCGGAAGAUCAUAAACGUAUUCAUACUGGUGAACGACCAUAUAUUUGUAAUAUUUGUGGAAAAUCAUUCAAACAAAAGGCUUCUCUAUUUGUACAUAAUCGCACUCAUUCAGAUGUGUUUCCUUUUAAAUGUAAUUACUGCGAUCAGAACUUUCGAACGAGACCAUUACUCAUGUUGCAUGUAAAGAAACAUACAGGUGAAAAGCCACACGCAUGCGACAUAUGCGAUCGACGGUUCCGUAUAAAAUACGAGCUAAAGCGUCAUCGUUUAAUUCACUUUGAUGAUAAACCGUGGCAAUGCACAGAAUGCAAUCUCUCGUUCCGACAGAAACGCUAUUUAGUUAAUCAUAAGAAAGUUAAUCAUAAGUUUGCGGUUCCUAUGAAAUAAUAGAGAAAACUCUCUUUUCAGGUGUAAGUAUCAAAUGACUGAAAUCGAUGUAAAACACGAGUCAAGCAAUUUGUGUAAUAAUGAACACCAAAAUGAUGGUGUUCGAAUACAAGUAUUGUCAGAGACUGAUAUUAAUAUUAACAAAAACCAAAGAACAGAAUCUCAAAGUAACUUGGGAAUUGCUUCUAAAAAAUAUAAAAAACACAUUUCAUCAAAACGAACUUUGGAACAACGAAUUGAAUUAGCUCAUUCGAAAAUGAUGGUCAAUGGAUUUACGUACUAUAAAUGUGAUCAUUGUCAGAAAAUACUUUCAACCUCGUACAAUUUUUUAAUUCAUCUAAAUAUUCAUACUGGAGAAAAACCGUAUACGUGCCACGUUUGCGAAAAAGGUUUUCGUUCAGCAUCUGGUUUGAACAGACACGUGCAUGACGUUCACGCGAGAAUAAAGAAGUUCUCUUGCGAUAUAUGCGGUCGAUGUUUGGCCUCCAAAGCUUCGCGAGAUGAGCACAGAAGAACUCAUACAGGAGAAAGACCCUAUAUAUGCGAAAUUUGUGGGAAGUCGUUCAAACAGAGGGCAUCUCUGCACGUUCACAAAUCAUUCCAUUCAAUAGUUCUUCCGCAUGAAUGCUCCUUAUGCAGUCAAAGGUUUAAGAGAAAACAAGAAUUAGAUAACCAUACUUUCAUCCAUACCAAACAGAAACCUUAUUCUUGCGAUGUCUGUGGCAAACAAUUUCGUAGUAAAGGCUGUAUUAGUCGUCAUAAACGUACUCAUAAUAAUCAAGGGUCCUAAAUUUAUCCCGUAUGCAAUGCAAAGUUCAGUUAAGGACGUUACUUGAAGAGUCACAGCAAGAAUUUGCAUAAAACUUCGCAUUC
Molecule: messenger RNA, 3196 nt
Organism: Bombus terrestris (buff-tailed bumblebee)
Lineage: Eukaryota; Metazoa; Arthropoda; Insecta; Hymenoptera; Apidae
Product: zinc finger protein 16
Exons: 6
Coding region: 548-2323 (591 amino acids)
Biological process (GO): regulation of transcription by RNA polymerase II
Cellular component (GO): nucleus
Molecular function (GO): RNA polymerase II cis-regulatory region sequence-specific DNA binding; DNA-binding transcription activator activity, RNA polymerase II-specific; zinc ion binding
Source: RefSeq, a predicted model, not a curated record